Molecule: messenger RNA, 525 nt
Organism: Ylistrum balloti
Lineage: Eukaryota; Metazoa; Mollusca; Bivalvia; Pectinida; Pectinidae
Product: TNF receptor-associated factor 6-like
Exons: 4
Coding region: 1-525 (174 amino acids)
Source: RefSeq, a predicted model, not a curated record
AUGUCAACAUCUGUGUUAGAAGCAACGCAGAAUGUUUUCGAACAGAGGUUCAAUUGUAUUGUUUGCUUGUCUCCACGCCUAAAAAUGGUUUAUGGAUUGUGCCAGCACAGAGUAUGUGAUGACUGUUUAUACAAUAAUGACAUUAGAAGACCAAGCUUUGACAAAUGUCCAACAUGUUUGAAAGAAGACAUGUUUCCUUUAAUCAGACCUGAUAUUCCUGAGGAUAGCAUUGAACAUCAGCGGUGCUUGGGUGUGAGAUCGUGUCCACAUGAAGGCUGUACUGUCGAAAUGUGGGAAUGGGAAAUGGAGUCACAUCUUAUGGUUUGUCCGAAUAGAAUCCAGAAUAAAAGUGUAAACAAGAGGAAAACAUCAUUACCUGAUAAGGAUGUUGGAAGUGAAAAGAGAUUAAAAUUCCAUACCAAAGCUGGAGCUCAAUCAUCUAGAGUGCUAAGAUCUAAAUCAUUAUCAUUACGUGUGACAAGAAGAAUGUACAGACAUUCUCGGAAUAGUACAGAUGUUCUGUGA